GUCGGUCUGCCCGGCGCCGCAGCCACCGAACGAACACCCGCCGCCGACGCACAACAUGAGCCGCGACAAGCGACCGACUUCACCCUGAUUGUCACAUUGUUUUAUCUCCACCCUGAAAUAUAAGAAUAGCGAGACGACAAUACCACGCGAUGGAUUCCAACCUUACAGGCCCCAGUUCCCCUCGGACGCAGGCGUGGACGGAUUCCUUUCAGGACUACAACCUCACCGUCAUGCAGGACGUCGAGUUGUCCAAAUUUCCUCGUGCCCUCUUGACAUUUUCGUCGGUGAUAACAAUUCUGAUCCUAAUCGUCGGCGUUUUGGGCAACUCGCUGACCAUCUGGGCGCUGCUCAGGUGUCCCAGGGUGCGAAAUGUCGCCGCCGUCUUCAUUAUCAGUUUGUGCGUGGCCGACCUGCUUUUCUGCGUGCUGGUGCUGCCGUUCAGCGCGUCCCGCUUCCUGCACGGCACCUGGGUGCACGGGAUGACCAUGUGCGUGCUGUUCCCCUUCAUGCGCUACGGGAAUAUCGGCGUGUCCCUCCUCUCCAUCGCCAUGAUCACCAUUAACAGGUACGUGAUGAUCGCGCACCAUAACAUGUACGCACGCGUCUACCGGAAGCACUGGAUCGCCUGCAUGAUCGCCUUUUGCUGGAUCUUCAGCUACGGAAUGCAGAUGCCCACCCUCCUCGGAGUCUGGGGUUCCUUUGGCUACGACAACAAGCUGGGCACGUGCAGCAUCCUGGAGGACGCGCAGGGAAGAUCGAGCAAGGCGGCCCUGUUCAUCAUCGCCUUCGUGGUGCCCUGCCUCGUCAUCAUUCUCUGCUACACUAGAAUCUUCCUCGUCGUCCACGAGUCAGAAACACGGAUGCGUCAGCACGCAAGCACGUCGCGAGCGCCGGGCGGAAACGAGAAGGAGAACAAACGGAAGCGUAACGAGUGGCGCAUCACCAAGAUGGUGCUCGCCAUCUUCCUCUCCUUCCUCGUGUGCUACCUGCCGAUCACCAUCGUCAAAAUCGCCGACAAGAACGCCAACUGGCCAGGUCUGCACGUGCUGGGCUACCUGCUGCUGUACCUGUCGGCGUGCAUCAACCCUUUGAUCUACGUGAUCAUGAACAAGCAGUACCGGCAGGCGUACAAGACGGUGCUGCGCUGCCAGCGCGGCCGCCUGCUCUCCUUCACGCAAGGCCCGGACACCAGCCAGCAGGGUGGUGAGCGCAAAAAUACCUCCUGCACCGCCCUUCAAACCUUUCCCCUCACAGAAAUGGCGCGAGCAGAACUGCAGCCGAACCCUGAUGUCGCAGGUGUCAAUAGCCCUGAGUCCGAUGGGUGGCAGUGCUAGCCAAGACCUGCCGGACGUCUUCGACAGUUCCAGCUGACUCUCUCCUUCCGACUUCCUGUUAGUAUUUAAGGUAUUUAAUAAACACGCUCUCAUUCUCACCGCCAAGUUCGUUGUGUAAAUAUUGUAAAGCAGCGGAAAAUCUUGUAAAUAAAUCUCAUUAUCAAAUAAAAUCGUAAGUUACUGAA
Molecule: messenger RNA, 1519 nt
Organism: Cloeon dipterum
Lineage: Eukaryota; Metazoa; Arthropoda; Insecta; Ephemeroptera; Baetidae
Gene: moody
Product: moody
Exons: 9
Coding region: 150-1334 (394 amino acids)
Biological process (GO): G protein-coupled receptor signaling pathway
Cellular component (GO): membrane
Molecular function (GO): G protein-coupled receptor activity
Source: RefSeq, a predicted model, not a curated record